CGAUCCAAGGCCCGAAGGCGGCGGUAACCCCCACUGAGGUUGCCCCUCGUUUUCCCUUUGUGAGGACCAUAUUUCUCGAUUUGUGAGCAGCGAGGGACGGAUUCACCGUCGGCGGUCGCGCUGCGGCUACGCUGCCUCCAUCCACACCUUGAGGUACCUUGGGAGAUGGAGAUUGAGGCUGCUUCGGCCAAGCAGUCCAACUGGAGGAAUUGGAGGGGUUCAUUACGGCCAGCUUCGGUUUGGUUGGGGCCGACUUCCUCUGCACACCAUUGGAAGCGCAUCGUGAUUUGUCGCGUAUAUCGAGCAAGGCCCGCUAUCCGCUGUCCAGGGAUAGGAAACGCGAGGCGCAUGCGCAUCGGCCGCUGCCUUUUCCCCAUCCAAUGCCUGAUUAUAAUCGCAAUCGUCUUGGUGGUUGGUAGUGGUGGUGGUAAGGCUGCAUCUUUCACGGCGUUCUCUCCGACUGAAGGCGGAGUGCCGAGCGCGCGCUCAUGGAUGAAUAGCGACAACGCGACGUCCCAAUAUCUCUCUGCACUGCAGGCCCUUCCAGGGUUUGGACGUUCUCGAAGCUUUGCUGGAACGGCCCGGGAGCAUGGGGGUCUCUUCUAUGCUGAAGAAACGGAAUUUCCUCCAAUGCAGUCCGGAGCGAGAGACAGUUGCUGCACGUGCAGGGCGGCUCUCAACUCAAAGUCGAGGGACGUCUGGGGCAUGGCCAUAGGCAAGACAACGAUGGACCAGACAAAUCAAAUUCCUUGUGGUCCCUCAUCCCCUACCACCCAAGACGGUCCAGGAGCAUACGAAGCGAACGAGCGAGCGAGUACCGGAGCUCCGUUGGGAGGGCAAUAAUAUUAUAUGCCGCCAGCAGACAGGCCGCAACGC
Molecule: messenger RNA, 876 nt
Organism: Colletotrichum acutatum
Lineage: Eukaryota; Fungi; Ascomycota; Sordariomycetes; Glomerellales; Glomerellaceae
Exons: 2
Coding region: 166-843 (225 amino acids)
Source: RefSeq, a predicted model, not a curated record